GGAGCAGCUUUUGCAAAUGCAUUUUGGCGAUGGCCGUCUUCGGCUCCACGACGAUUCGGACCGACGGCAGCGCGGACUGGGCGUCCCACUCCGCGACGAAUGGGCGGGACAGCACCGACUUGUUGCCGUGGAAGGUGGACCGCAGUAUUCCGUGACGCGCGGUGAGGGUCUGGAUGCCUGUGAUGUCCAGUGUCCGAGGAUGCCAGUGUGAAUUUCAUUGUCAAAUUGUACAGGGUGUGCUGUGGCUGAGCAGAGUAAGCCAUCCACAUCCCCUCUUGAGCUCUGGUCAUGGGGUAGACGGAAGUCACACUGGCAUCGAGUUCGACUCCCUCGAUGAGGAAUCAAGUAUGGGGCUCUUCGUGUCUAAUGAGACGAUUCUCUGAAGGAUAGUUUUAUGCGAUAAUCACUAGAACUCCGUCCGUAAUGCACCGAA
Molecule: messenger RNA, 433 nt
Organism: Mycena citricolor
Lineage: Eukaryota; Fungi; Basidiomycota; Agaricomycetes; Agaricales; Mycenaceae
Source: the annotation of a GenBank genome assembly